Austrofundulus limnaeus is the source of this 2259-nucleotide messenger RNA. It is a transcript of the gene klhl41a, whose product is annotated as kelch-like family member 41a. Lineage: Eukaryota; Metazoa; Chordata; Actinopteri; Cyprinodontiformes; Rivulidae. Gene Ontology annotation, molecular function: protein binding. The coding region runs from base 267 to 2126 and encodes 619 amino acids. The transcript is spliced from 5 exons. The record is from RefSeq and is a predicted model, not a curated record.
AUGAAAAGUUCAGGAGUUAUUUUUGUGUGGAUAGGAUAAUAAUGAAGUGACAAGCCUCCACAGUUGUUUUUGCUUUAUAGCAUCUGUGCGAGCGCUCCAAUUGGGCCAAGCUGAAUUCUUCAUGGAUGGGUCGGCUGGCUAUAUUUAGAGAGCCACAGUUAUAUUGAAGAGGGCUCUGACUUGGCUGCCUGUAGUUCACCAUCUUCAGUGGUAAGGACAACCAGUGGUCGACUGCUCCGCUUUCAUUCACUUCCUGUCCUAAAAGAAUGGAUGCCCAAAGCCUGAGAGAAGAUCUCCGUCUGUUUCAGAGCACCCUGCUCCAGGAUGGACUCAAACAACUUCUGAAUGAGAAUAAGUUAAUUGAUUGUAUCCUAAAAGUUGGAGAUAGAAGCAUCCCCAGCCAUCGGCUCAUUCUGGCAGCGUGCAGUCCAUAUUUCAGAGAGCUCUUCUCAGAGGAUGGCAAAGAGGUGGACAGAAAGGAGCUUGUUCUGGAGGACCUUGAUCCUAGCAUUAUGGAGCUGAUUGUGAAUUAUCUGUACUCGGCUGAGAUAGACAUCAAUGAUAAUAACGUUCAGGAUAUUUUGUCUGUUGCCAAUCGCUUCCAGAUCCCCUCAGCUUUCACCAUUUGUGUAAAUUAUCUGCAGAAGAAUGUGACCAGGAAAAGCUGCCUCGCCAUCUACAGACUAGGACUGAUGCUGGACUGUGCCAGGCUGGCGAUGUCAGCUAGAGAUUAUAUCGCUGAUCGCUUUGAGACCAUCAGCAAAGACGACGAGUUCUUAGAGCUUGGCCCACAUGAGCUUUUUGCCAUCAUUGGAGCGGACGCCUUAAAUGUUGAAAAAGAAGAGGUCGUAUUCGAGUGUCUCAUGAAGUGGAUCAAAAAAGACAAAGAGAAGCGCACAAAGUUCUUGGAAGAAGCUUUCGAGUACGUUCGUUUCCGUCUGCUUCCAGAGAAGUACUUCAAGGAAAAAGUGGAAAAUGACGAGCUGAUGAAAGCCAAUCCUGAGCUUCUCAAAAAGAUGAAAGUCAUCAGGGAUGCGUUUGCUGGGAAGUUACCUGAGAAGAAAAUGGGGCAAGGUGAUGCUGAGGGAGAGGAGGCCAAGCUUCCGGGUUACCUGAACGAUGACCGCAGGUAUGGCAUGUAUGCCAAAAACAUGAUUCUCAUGAUUAACGACACUGCUGCCGUGGCCUAUGACGGCCAGGAGAACGAAUGUUUUCUGGUAGCCAUGGCUGAGCAAAUCCCCAAAAAUCAUGUCAGCCUCACAUCUAAGAAGAACAAUUUGUAUGUGGUGGGAGGGCUGUUUGUAGAUGAAGAGGAAAAAGAAAAUCCCCUGCAGUGUUACUUCUAUCAGGUAGAAAAACUCAAAGUCAAACUGAAUGCUUGCCCCCCCUUUUAUUUUAACAUAUCUUGUUUUCAGCUGGACAGUCUUGCUGCUGAAUGGAUGGCUCUGCCACCCAUGCCUUCACCCAGGUGUCUGUUUGGCAUGGGUGAAUUUGAGAACGUCAUCUUUGUUGUAGCAGGAAAAGAUUUACAGUCCAAUGAGUCUCAUGAUACCGUCAUGUGCUACAACACAGAAAAAAUGAAGUGGACAGAAACAAAAAAGCUGCCGGUAAAAAUCCACGGCCACUGUGUGGUUUCUGAGAACAGCUUGGUGUAUUGUGUUGGAGGGAAAACUGACGAAAAUAAAGCAACCAAUAAGAUGUUUGCAUACAACCACAAGAAGUCCGAGUGGAAAGAGGUUGCUUCCAUGAAGACACCAAGAUCCAUGUUUGGAGCAGUUCUCCACAAAGGAAAGAUUAUCGUUGCUGGAGGAGUCACUGAAGAUGGCCUGACCUCUACAUGUGAAGCCUAUGACUUUGGAACCAACAGGUGGUCACCUUUUACUGAGUUUCCCCAGGAGAGGAGUWCAAUUAACCUGGUCAGCUGUGGUGGGCUUCUGUAUGCUAUAGGAGGCUUUGCCAUGGUGGAGAACGACAACAAGGAGUGCGCUCCUACUGAGAUCAUUGACAUUUGGCAGUAUGAAGAAGACACAAAACAGUGGACCGGCAUGCUCAGAGAGAUGCGUUACGCAGCCGGAGCCUCGUGUGUCUCCAUGCGCCUAAAUCCAGCCAAAAUGCCCAAACUGUAACCAAGAUUGUUGAGAAUUUUAUGUAAGUUUUAUUUAGCUGAUUAUUGUSACAUUCAUUUCGGAUACAUUUAGUUUUAGUGAAAGGGACAUUUUUUAGUCAAUAAUUCUCUCAUGAAAUAAAAUUUAAAGGGUU